Pseudo-nitzschia multistriata is the source of this 1861-nucleotide messenger RNA. The record is from the annotation of a GenBank genome assembly. NCBI's taxonomy places the organism in Eukaryota, Bacillariophyta, Bacillariophyceae, Bacillariales, Bacillariaceae.
CCGAGGAUUAAAAGACCCAUCAUUUCACAACAUUCCCCYCCCACCUCAUUUUCUCUACUAUCAACGAACCGAUAAAAUGAAACUUCUUUUCACAGCUUUGACAGUGAUCGUCCCGGUUGCGACGGCCUUCUCGCCCGUCAGCCUUAGCAAGGUUGCCUCCACUCCCUCCACCACUGCCGUAUUUGCCGAAAACGGAGAGAAUGGAUCCUUCGAAAAGAAGAAGRUUAUUGUUUUGGGAGGAGACGGUUUCUGCGGAUGGCCUACCUCUUUGUACUURUCUGAUCAAGGACAUGAUGUUGUCAUUGUGGACAACCUCAGUCGAAGAAAGAUCGACCUCGACUUGGGAUGCGAUUCCCUUACUCCUAUUUCCAGCCCAGAGGUGAGUGCAGGUCGAUCCGAUAUYAUACUUCGACGCACGUGGUUCAGUUCUUCAUCAAAUUCGUUUUUGUUUCAUAUGCAUUCGAAGUCGUAUCCAGCGUCACUCGCAUGGCAUCAGUGACUGCCACGAUKAAGGUAUAUGACGUCGCAGGAAAUCUUUGCCGUCUUCGRCAGGAAAGGUCAUCUCUGUCGACAGCAUCAAAAAUUAGAUUGUCGUACCUGUACCUACCUUUAUUGCCUAUGUCUCGUCUAAUCAUGAUGUUUAUUUCCGCAUUUGAUGCCGUUUCUGAUUGUUUGYAACACACUUCCGAAAUACUCGACGGGCGAUUCCCCAUAAUCGAUUUUUUACGGCGUUUUAUCUAAAAAUACAAAUGGCCUCAACAGACCCGUGUCCAAGCCUGGAAGGAGGUCACAGGCAAGGACAUUCCUUUCCACAACCUUGAUGUUGCCAAGGACUACGACCUUCUUGUGCAGUUGAUCAAGGAUGAACAACCUGAUUCGAUUGUCCACUUCGCCGAACAGCGAGCUGCCCCUUACUCCCAAAAGAAUUCGAAGACCAAGCGAUACACUGUCGACAACAACGUUGGCGGAUCGAACAACCUUUGCUGCGCCGUUAUUGAUGCCGAUGUCGACGCCCACAUUGUUCACUUGGGUACUAUGGGAGUUUACGGAUACGGAACAUCCGGRGGAGAAAUCCCUGAGGGAUACAUUGAUGUCACUCUUCCCGGAGGCCGAGAAUCAAACAUUUUGCACCCUGCCUACCCCGGAUCUGUCUAUCACGCCACCAAGUGCUUGGAUGCCAUCCUCUGGCAAUUUUACCAGAAGAACGAUGCUCUCCGAAUCACCGAUCUUCACCAAGGAAUCGUUUGGGGAACUAACACCCCACAGACUGCCAAGGACGACCGCCUGGUCAACCGAUUCGACUACGACGGAGACUACGGAACCGUUCUUAACCGAUUCCUCAUGCAGGGUGCCAUGGGUGUACCACUCACCGUCUACGGAACUGGAGGCCAAACCCGUGCCUUYAUUCACGUCACCGACACUGCCCGAUGCAUUGAGCUCGCYAUCAACAACCCCCCUGAGAAGGGCGAACGCGUCGAAAUUUUGAACCAGAUCGCCGAAACCCGACGAGUUCGUGACAUCGCCGAGAUGGUUGCAGGAAUGACCGGUGUCGAAGCCAACUUCAUUCCUAACCCCCGCCAAGAGGCUGCCGAAAACGAGUUGGAUGUAUCCAACCGCAAGUUCCGCAACUUGGGACUCGAUCCUAUCACUUUGGACACCGGUCUUUUCGAAGAAGUCACUCUCAUCGUUGACAAGUACAAGUCCCGAUGCGACCCCAAGAAGAUCCUUCCUGCCUCUUUCUGGAACAAGAAGCGAGCAGAGGAAUGUGCCUCCCUCGAUCCCAACUCGAUCAAGAUCAAGGACGACGCCAAGGAAACCGUUGCCUAAAUCAAUCUGCCCAUAAUAAAUAAUGAAAAAUGUU